AUGGGCUCUUUACUAACAGCUGUCCUUAACACUGCUUUGGGUGAUCUGAUUCGUGACAUCGACUCAUCCGAACUUGGGCUCUUCACACUAGUACACCCACCGUCUCAUGUACCAACUGAGUCUGAAACGAGGGGUGUGAUAUCCCGUGUAGAAUUUCCUGGUGCUACGCCUCUGAAGAAACCACCUUCUCGAAGGCAGGAGAUGACAAAACCGAGAGAGUAUGAACCAGAAGUAUAUGCACAGGCUACGUUAAAAGCAUAUAUCCUGUUUCAACCUGUCUUGUGUGGUAUUUCAGUCACUCAAUUCGCCCAAUGCCCCGUGCGCGAUCCCAGGUUCAGGGAACUUAUAAGCAGGCUGGAUGAGGCACGACGGAACAUCAGAGGUCUUAGUGAAACAUUGCAGCAGCCUCAAACGGUUCUGAUGUUCUCGGCGCAGUUAACAAGUAGCAAUCCCGCAUCAGGCCCCAGCUCGCAAGAGUCCACUGCAGCGGAUGAGGAACGGCGCAUACAAGAUCUCCAGGUUCGUCUCACCGAACUGCGUAAACAGAAAGAUGACAUCCUUCGCACCUCCAAUCCUGCUCCCAAGUCCAAGCCCGCUCCUAGACUGGCUAGGGCUCCUUCGCAUCUGACUAAGACGUUCUGGAACACGCCUGCCGCAUCUGUGCGGACGCUUCGCUUCACAGAAAAGCUCAUGGAUGAGGAGAUGGACAUCAAUGACGUAUCAGUCAUGUCCUUCAUGAGCCCGGUUCCUCGGCCUCGGCAAUUCUGUGGAUACCUGAUCCGUCAGACAAGCCUGAGGAAGAACUCACUAGGCAGUGAGCUAGAGGUGGAUGAUGGAGAUGGAGAACAAACUGUGGUUCUCAAGAAGCUGCCCUCGUCGUUACCACCGAAUCCCACGCCGCCAGAAGGCACUACGGCUCCUGAAACACCGUUGCCUGCAAAUUCAGAGUUGCAGACCCCUGCUGCGGGACCUCCUGAGUCAGCCAGAAAACCAAAAGUACGCAUGAAUGUGGAGAUCGAGAAGAUUGUGGUGAAGAUAUGGAGCACAGUGGGCGAGAUCAUCAUGCCGGGCCAUCCUUUCGACCCCACGGGAUCAAUAUCAGGCGGAAGCAAACCUCCAAGGGCAAAAGAAACUAUACCCCCUCCCCUACACCUCCAACUUGCAUCCUCAUUUUCAUCGCUUGCGCCAUCUAUGAUCACUGGCCAGCCCACCUCGCAACAGAUCGCAACUUGUCAGCUUUUGCUCGCUCUACUAAAACAGCCCGGUUUCUCGAUGUCGCUCAAUAAACUUAAGGAAGCACUAGCGAAGGUGGUGGUAGCGCGGGUGGCACACGAACGAUAUAUGCUUGUGUGGCGAAGAAGCUGAUCAAGAUUGAGCGAGGGGCGUGGGGAGCAGGUCGUCAAGUUUGACGUUUGAUUGAUUUGAUUGCCUCACUGCUGCUGCCUUCAUUUGAUGUAGUGUUAACCACCUGAGGACUGUGUCACUGUUGUGAACAUUCCUCCUGCAGGCAUGAUAAGCAGUAGGGCCAGGCUCCCAGCGAGGACGAUGCUCCGCCAUUUCAGGACAGUGCUUCCUUAUGGCCAGACCCAAACAAAGGGGAAUGGAAGAGACCACAACCCAAGUGCAUCAGACGGCUGGAGCCAUAUGGUUUUUAGGAUAGCAAGAUUCACAGCUGAUAUAUACACGUCUUUAAUCCUUAGAAAAGUUGCGGUAAAGCUCAA
Suillus subalutaceus is the source of this 1721-nucleotide messenger RNA. RefSeq lists its product as uncharacterized. The transcript is spliced from 8 exons. Lineage: Eukaryota; Fungi; Basidiomycota; Agaricomycetes; Boletales; Suillaceae. The record is from RefSeq and is a predicted model, not a curated record. The coding region runs from base 1 to 1365 and encodes 454 amino acids.